Homalodisca vitripennis (glassy-winged sharpshooter) is the source of this 1318-nucleotide messenger RNA. RefSeq names its product 3'-5' exoribonuclease 1-like. The record is from RefSeq and is a predicted model, not a curated record. Gene Ontology annotation, biological process: exonucleolytic trimming to generate mature 3'-end of 5.8S rRNA from tricistronic rRNA transcript (SSU-rRNA, 5.8S rRNA, LSU-rRNA). Gene Ontology annotation, cellular component: nucleolus; cytoplasm. The transcript has 7 exons. The coding region runs from base 163 to 1206 and encodes 347 amino acids. Gene Ontology annotation, molecular function: 3'-5'-RNA exonuclease activity; nucleic acid binding. Lineage: Eukaryota; Metazoa; Arthropoda; Insecta; Hemiptera; Cicadellidae.
GGUGAUGUCAUGUGUUUUGAUAGUUAGCAAUGAGGAAGAAACUCCAUCUAAACAAAUUCUAGGCAUUCGUUUUUGUUUUGGGUUGUUUAUAGUUAAAAUUAUUAUUCAUCGUGUAAAAUUUUAUAUUAAUUGUUAUAUUUCAAGACAUCUUUAAAAAGCUAAAUGGAGGACAAGGAGCAAGAGACAAGUAAACAGAAUGGAGAGUCAGACAAAACGGAUAUAGUCUAUCGAGAGAUUCAAUGCAUUUUUGGAUGGGUUGAUGGUUUAGAUAAAGCUUCGCUUAUGAGGAACUUAAAGAAACAUAAUCAGAAUCCUAGUGGAUCAGUAGAUUGCUUAAAGAAGCGAUUAAAAAACUAUUUAAAAAAAAAGAAGUUAGCUUCUGCCAAUAUUUCUUGUAGCGAUAUAAAGACACUUUUUCCAUAUUACGUUGUCUUGGAUUUUGAAGCAACAUGCAAUGAGGUCAAUCCAGCGGAUUUUCCGCAUGAAAUCAUCGAGUUUCCAGCUGUUUUAGUGAACACAGAGAAGCUGUCAAUCGUAGAUCAUUUCCAGGCGUUCGUCAAGCCUGUCAUCAACCCCCAGUUGUCACCCUUUUGUAAAACUCUCACAGGCAUUACACAGGAACAAGUAGAUGCGGCUUCAGAAUUCCCCGCGGUGUUGGAUCAGUUUGAGCGAUGGCUCGCCAAACACAAAUUGGGGACCAAGAACAAGUAUGCCAUGGUCACCGAUGGUCCUUGGGAUAUGGGGAGGUUCCUGUAUGGCCAGUGUAUUCUGUCUGAUAUUCCAUAUCCGUACUUUGGCAAGAAAUGGGUCAAUCUGAGAAAAUGCUUUUCUGGUUUCUACAAGUGUGAAAGACUGAGGCUGCAACUUAUGCUAGACAAGCUGGAGAUGGAAUUUGUGGGGCAUCCUCACUGUGGACUAGACGACGCCACUAACAUCGCCCACCUGCUGAUCCGCAUGAUCAAGGACGGAGCGGCUAUUGACAUCAAUGAGCGAAUCACACUGCGCUACAAGCUCGACCCUCCUACCCACACGAACGAGAACGCUGCCAACACCUCCAACAAGUCAUCGUGGCCAGUGAAGCCAUUGUACACAGAUAGCCAGACUCGCACGUACUCGCAAGCCCUGAGAGACAAGCAGCGAGCGGCCGACACCAUGUCCAGUCUCAAGGCUGACCUACAGCGACACCACAUACAGGCCUCCAGUUGAUCCCACCCACCAUUUUCUUUUUUACUCUUGAAAAACAUAAAAAAAUCUAUUAUAUAAUUAUAUAAAAAAUAUUAUAUUUAUUUCAGGUCAUUAAAAUGCUAUUACCACUAUA